Morone saxatilis (striped sea-bass) is the source of this 752-nucleotide messenger RNA. RefSeq names its product lysozyme g-like. The record is from RefSeq and is a predicted model, not a curated record. The transcript has 5 exons. Lineage: Eukaryota; Metazoa; Chordata; Actinopteri; Moronidae. Gene Ontology annotation, biological process: peptidoglycan catabolic process. The coding region runs from base 88 to 654 and encodes 188 amino acids. Gene Ontology annotation, molecular function: lysozyme activity.
CACUAAAGAGUGGACAGAGAGAGAGAGAGACAGACUGUGUUGCAGCUCAUUCCAGUUUGAAAUACACCACAGAAGAGGAACAGGAAGAUGGGUUAUGGAGACAUCAUGAAAGUUGAAACUACCGGUGCUUCGCAGAAAACAGCUAAGCAGGACAGUCUGGGAUACUCAGGUGUGAAGGCAUCACACACCAUGGCACAGACUGAUGCAGGCAGAAUGGAAAAGUACAGGUCUAAAAUCAACAAAGUAGGAGGAAGUUGUGGAAUUGAUCCGGCUCUCAUUGCUGCCAUCAUUUCCAGAGAAUCCAGGGCUGGAAAUGAACUAACUAAUGGCUGGGGAGAUGGGGGUAAUGCCUGGGGACUGAUGCAGGUUGAUGUUAAUCCAAAUGGAGGUGGACACACUGCAAAGGGUGCAUGGGACAGUGAGGAACACCUCACCCAAGCAACGGGGAUCUUGGUUGAUUUUAUCAAACGGAUCCGCAGCAAAUUUCCUGGCUGGACCCCAGAACAGCAGCUGAAAGGAGGGAUCGCAGCCUACAAUAUGGGGGAUGGAAGCGUCCAUUCCUAUGAAAAUGUGGAUGGCGGCUCAACAGGUGGAGACUACUCUAAUGAUGUUGUUGCCAGAGCUCAGUGGUACAAAACUAAUAAAGGCUUUUAACAGCUGAAGGUGUUCACAACAAAAUUCUUCAAAACAUAUCCUACAAAUCAUAAAGAAAACACUCUGUAAUGUGUGCUGUGUGCCAAAUAAACCAGAUG